AUGGUCUUGAUUCUCUGUCCAAUGAAGAAUGCGAUCGAACACAUCUGGCACUACUUUCACCUCAUUGACUCGCUCACCUAUCCACGUCACUUGAUCCAGAUCGCUGUCCUCGUGAGUGACUCUCACGACGGCACAUUCAAACGCGCAAAAGAGCUCGCCAACGAGCGCCAGACCAAAUGGCGACGUCAUCUCCGCUACAACAAGAUCAGCGUGCUCAACAAAAACUUUGCAGACUCUCCUGCUAUGCCUGCAGCGGGUAUCGAGAAUAUCGGCAAGACGAGGCAUUCUUUCGAGCUGCAGAUUCAUCGACGAACGCUGCUAGCCAAGUCGCGUGCGAGCUUGCUGUCGGCUGGUCUGAGUCCAGAGGUCGACUGGGCGCUCUGGAUGGAUGUGGACAUUGUCGACUACAAGCCGACACUGAUCGAGGACCUCCUGUCCUGGUCACGAAGGCUCAAGACUGCAGACGUCAUCGUGCCAAAUUGCAUGUGGAAGACGUAUGAUGAUAUGGGCCCUUAUGAUAAGAACAAUUGGGCCGAAACUGACGAGAGCAUGGCCAUCAAAGCUUCGUUGCAGCCCUCAGAUAUUCUCAUUGAGGGCUACCCUGAGCUGCAGACUGGGCGGUAUCUUCUGGCAGAUGCCUACUCGCGGGAGCGGCCAGAGACGUCUCCGGAUGAGAUGGAGCUCGAUGGCGUCGGCGGCUGUUGCACCUUUGUCAGAGCCGAGAUGCAUCGCAAUGGCGCAACGUUUCCAGCCUACGCGUUCGACAAUCAGAUCGAGACGGAAGGCUUCGCACAGAUGGUCAAAAGACUUGGCGGUCGGAUGGUUGGCCUGCCGAAGUAUCACGUCUUUCACGGGCUGUACGGCUAG
Molecule: messenger RNA, 867 nt
Organism: Mixia osmundae IAM 14324
Lineage: Eukaryota; Fungi; Basidiomycota; Mixiomycetes; Mixiales; Mixiaceae
Product: glycosyltransferase family 62 protein
Exons: 3
Coding region: 1-867 (288 amino acids)
Biological process (GO): protein N-linked glycosylation; cell wall mannoprotein biosynthetic process
Cellular component (GO): mannan polymerase complex
Molecular function (GO): alpha-1,6-mannosyltransferase activity
Source: RefSeq, a predicted model, not a curated record